Messenger RNA from Ilex paraguariensis (yerba mate), 339 nucleotides. The record is from the annotation of a GenBank genome assembly. NCBI's taxonomy places the organism in Eukaryota, Viridiplantae, Streptophyta, Magnoliopsida, Aquifoliales, Aquifoliaceae.
AUGGGAACUAUAAGAAACAUAAAGAGAGUCAUCAUUAAUUGCAAGGGUUCUUUUUGGAGCAUAGAGGAACUUAUGAAAGAGAUGGGGGGUCGGUCACAUGUUCAAAAUGAGGCUCUUUGUCGAUUUGUUUUCCCAGAUAGGCCAGGAGCUUUGAUGAAAUUCUUGGAUGCUUUCAUUUUAUUCCUGGUUUUCCUUUCGGGAGAUACUGGUGCAAAUGUAUUAGUCGGUUUCCAAGUUGCCUCGACAGAUAUGGAUGAGUUUCAGGGUCGUGCCAUCAGUCUUGGAUACGACUAUGCUGUAGAGAGCACAAAUGAAGCAUUCCAGCUUUUAAUGCGUUGA